Linderina pennispora is the source of this 594-nucleotide messenger RNA. RefSeq lists its product as uncharacterized. The record is from RefSeq and is a predicted model, not a curated record. Lineage: Eukaryota; Fungi; Kickxellomycota; Kickxellomycetes; Kickxellales; Kickxellaceae. The transcript has a single exon. The coding region runs from base 1 to 594 and encodes 197 amino acids.
AUGCAGGCUGAGGAGCAAAUUCGGCGCACAACGCGGGCAAUUCGGCGGCUUUAUACCCGGGAGAAGCAGUGGCUCGGGUCGCGCUCCAGCGAACAGCUCGCUUUGCUGACACAGGAGGGCGAGCUGCAGCUGAGCGAGCAGCUGCACUAUGGCGAAGUAGCAUUCCUCGUGCUGGGCCUCAAGCCAUGCGUCAUCCUCGACUAUGCGGGCGACCGCACGCAGCUGGCCGACUACAUCACGUCAGUCAUCCAGCCGUCGUUGCGCGAGCUGAACGAGGUGGGCCGGCAGAGCAAGCACUUGCCGAUCACCAACACGAGUGGAGAGUACCCGCGCCAGUUCAACCUGGUGUGCAGGCGGAUUGACGGCGAGCUGGCGAGUCCCGAGGUUCCUAAUUGGACGGGCGCAUAUGCGCUGUAUGAUGCGGCGUGGGAGGAGUCAGAGGUGUGGACGAAGGAGCACCUGCUGAACCCCGAGACCAAGUUUGUCAGCGAGAACGAGCUGGCCAAGGGCCUGGACUACCCUGGCUCUCUACCGAAUUCCGUGCAGGAUGCGCGGUCGAUUGUGCCUGUAUCAUACUUGGGUCGCAUGAAGUAA